GGGGCAGGGCCGGAAGCUCACCUCCCUCCAAAAUGGCGGCGAAGCAGAAAGCGGCUCCUGGUCCGGGCCGUGCGCCUGAGGGGGAGGCCGAGCAAGUGCUGCCGCUUCAGGCAGUGCUGGUGGCAGACAGCUUCAAUCGGAAGUUCUUCCCCAUCACCAAGGACCUGCCACGGGCCUUGAUCCCUCUUGCUAAUGUGGCGAUGAUUGACUACAGCCUGGAGUUCCUUACAGCGACGGGUGUCCAGGAAACCUACAUCUUCUGCUGCUGGAUGGCACAGAAAAUCAAGGAACACAUUCAGAAAUCAAAGUGGAGUCGUUCGACAUCACCAAACACCAUCCAUGUCAUGAGCUCUGAGUCCUACCGAUCGUUAGGAGAUGUCUUGAGGGAUGUGGAUGCAAAGUCACUACUUCGCUCGGACUUCAUAUUAAUUUAUGGGGAUAUUGUGUCCAAUGUUAAUGUGUCUAAGGCAUUGGAGGAACACAAGGCACGGCGAAAGCUGGAGAAGAAUGUAUCCGUUAUGACAAUGAUUUUCAAAGCGUCAUCGCCAGGUCACAGAACAAGGUGUCAAGAGGAUGACAUCAUUGCAGUCAUGGACAGCAAAACAAGCCGUGUGCUGCACUAUCAGAAAUCCCAUAGUCUGAAGAAAUUCCGAUUUCCCAUGCACGCGUUCCACAGCAGCACUGAUGAGAUUGAAAUCCGCCAUGAUCUUCUGGACUGUCACAUAAGCAUCUGUUCACCACAGGUUGCAGAGCUGUUCACUGAUAACUUCGACUACCAAACUAGGGAUGACUUUGUACGUGGGAUUCUUGUUAAUGAAGAGAUUUUAGGUAAUCAGAUUCACAUGCAUGUGACAUCUGAAGAAUAUGGAGUGCGCGUCUCCAACCUGCUUGUGUAUGAGGCUGUGUGUUCAGAUAUUAUCCGUCGCUGGGUCUACCCUUUGACACCGGAGACGAAUUUCCCAGAAGAUGAGAGAGGAUUCAGUGUUCAUCUGCGGCAUAAUGUCUAUCGAGGGUCAGAUGUCAGCCUGGGCCAGGGAAGUGUGGUUGAAGAAAAUGUCGUGAUUGGCCAAGGCACCGUAAUUGGGACUAACUGCUUCAUAACCAACAGUGUCAUUGGCUACAGCUGUGUUAUAGGAGACAGUGUGAAACUGGACCAGGCCUACAUCUGGAAUAAUGCCCGUAUUGGAGAUGGAGUGGACAUCUACAGAUCAGUUGUGUGUAGUGACGUGGAGGUCAAACCUAAAGUCAGACUAAAUGAGCAUUGUGUUUUGGCAUUUAACGUAGUUGUGGGGCCUGAUCUGACGCUUCCAGAAGGUACUGUGGUCUCGAUGCAUUUACCAGAUCAGGAAGAAGAUGAAGAUGAGUUCAGUGACGAUGGAGGAAUCAACCUCAGACCUACAAAAGCGAAGGUGAAAGGCUAUAACCAGGCUGAAGUGGGAUCACAGGGUGUGGGAUAUAUCUGGACAGCAGCUACAGAGAAUGAUAAUGAAGAUGAUGAGUUGGUGCCGAAUAUAUGGGGUCUCGGGUUAAAUUCUGAAUCUGAGAGCGAGAGUGAAAGUGAGAUGAGCGUUAGCUCACGAGAUGCAGAUAGUCGAAGUAUCUCACCUCAGUUGGAUGAUGCAAAAGUUUUUCAGAAUGAAGUUCUUGGCACACUGCAACGAGGCUUAGAAGAAAAUAUUUCAUGUGACCAUCUUGUACUUGAGAUCAACUCUCUCAAAUAUGCCUAUAACAUCUCCCUGAAGGACGUAACACAGAUCACCACUAAGGUGAUCCUGGAAAUGCCCCUGCAACAGCAUGGAUCUGAAGCCUCAGCCAGCCAGUACAGCAACACUCUCGUAUCUCAUCUGAAGAAGUGGGCAUUAGUUUUGAAGAAUUAUAUCAAGCGGGCUGUAGAUCAUCAGAACUGCCUGGCUGCUCUUGAGGAGUUUUUCGCUGAACAUGAGAUGCUCUGGCCUGCCCUUGUCAAGGCACUGAUGACAUUAUACCAGCUGGAAGUAUUGGUUGAAGAAACUAUCCUUGGUUGGUUCUCUCAGAGUGGACCUACAGAGAAAGGAAGAAGUAUUCGAAAACAUCAAGGGCUGCAGAAGUUCAUCAAGUGGCUUGAAGAGGCUGAGGUGGAAUCAUCUGAGGAAGAGAAUUAACGCAUUGCGCCAAGUCAUGUGGACCUUCCAUAAAUUUCAGCAUUGCUGAGUGCUCAGUACAUCGUCAGGUCGACCAGAAUUGAAAAUCGUUUUGGUCUGUUGCAAUGAGUGAAAGAAUUAAUAGGUGUGAAAGGCUCUGAUCAGGCUGGGAAUGGUCUUUGGCUGCUAAAUUUUGUCCUUUGGAAACACUUCAAAACUGACAUGGUCUCUCACACUGGACACGUUUGUUUAAAUUGUAAAACAGAUUCAUGGGAUCAAAGUCACUGCACCCUGCUCUGUCCUUGGGGCUGUCCAUGGAAUGGGUUUGGACUACUCUUAAUUAGGAUGAGUUCACACCGCAAAACAUCCUCUCACUCAGAACUAGCUUCAGCAGCUUGUUCGGGGAAGUCACAACCUGGCUGGUGUAGAAACUGUAAAACGUAAAGUAUGAUCGUGAUGAAGUAAAGGGAUGGAACACAUUAUCACGUUGUAAAAGUUUACUUUGCAUCUAACCCUGUGCUGUACCUCCGAGGGAGUGAUUGAUGUGGACAGUGUAGAGGGAGCUUUACUCUAUGCUAUACCUCCCUGGGAGUAUUUGCUGAGGACUGUGUAGUUUACUUUCAGCAGUGUUGAAAGUACUUGACAAGGCUAAAUUAAGUAAAUUUGCUUAACACGUUGUAUCUAAUUCAGAUUGUUUUAGGGAACUUUGUGCCACACUAUAGCUAACUUGUAUCUGUUGGCUGCAACUAGUAGCUGCAAAAGAGUGUUCCAUUCCUGGCAGGAUCAUCCUUUACUUUGAGGAAUAUAAUAAUUAAUUUAAUUGGAAAAAAAAUUUGACCACGUUUUUUGCAGGGUGGGGAGGUGGGGAUUUUAAAUUGAAAGCCCCUUACUGGUGCUCUUUUGGAAAUAUCUCACUACUCGUUACUGAGUGGAGAAUAAAACUGCGUUGUUCAGGGAAUCAUUCAUCUGCCAACAUUCCCUGAAGGGAAAUAGCUUUGUGAAUAACUGUCUCCCUCUACUUAGGAUGCUGAGAGACUCGAAGCAGGCACAAGGGAGAUUUAAGGAAGGUUUUGGAUACCAAGAAGGGCAGACUGGGGUGUCAGGAUGGCAACCUUGCUUAUCCUGAAUUUCUUGUGGCCUGACAUUACUCUAGUCAUCCUUUAACAGUAGAGUAUGACUGUUGCAAAGUUUCCAUUUAUAUGUGGUCAAACCAAGCCAUGGGUAUAUUAUCAUAGAAUCCCUACAGUGUGAAAGGAGGCCAUCCAAACAGCAUCCACCCAAUCCCUGUAACCCUGCAUAUCCUACCUAACCUAACAUCUUUGGACACCAUGGGCAAUUUAGCAUGGCCAAACCACCUAGCCUGCUGAACUUUGGACUGUGGAAGGAAACUGGAGCACCCGGAGGAAAUCCACGCAAGCACAGGAAGAAUUUUCAAACUCCACACAACUCCACAGCGUGGAACCGAACCCAGGUCCCUGGUGCUGUGAGACAAUACUGCUAGCCGCACUGUAUUGCACCACAGACUGUAACUUGGCUGAUGUGUUUGGAGAUACCACAACCAUAACUUUUUUCAAUAGUUAACAGCUUUUUCAUUGCCUCAGUGAUAAAGAACCAUAAUAGAUCUUCCAGUCUGAGCUGAGCAAAUGGAUCCCAGAACAGCACGGAAGCUGCUAAAUUAAUCAUUCAGCGAUAAUGGGAACUGCAGAUGCUGGAGAAUCCAAGAUAACAAAGUGUGGAGCUGGAUGAACACAGCAGGCCAAGCAGCAUCU
This is a messenger RNA of Stegostoma tigrinum, 3889 nucleotides long. It is a transcript of the gene eif2b5, whose product is annotated as eukaryotic translation initiation factor 2B, subunit 5 epsilon. Gene Ontology annotation, molecular function: guanyl-nucleotide exchange factor activity; translation initiation factor activity; translation initiation factor binding. Lineage: Eukaryota; Metazoa; Chordata; Chondrichthyes; Orectolobiformes; Stegostomatidae. Gene Ontology annotation, cellular component: eukaryotic translation initiation factor 2B complex. The coding region runs from base 33 to 2141 and encodes 702 amino acids. The record is from RefSeq and is a predicted model, not a curated record. The transcript is spliced from 16 exons.